Molecule: messenger RNA, 363 nt
Organism: Dovyalis caffra
Lineage: Eukaryota; Viridiplantae; Streptophyta; Magnoliopsida; Malpighiales; Salicaceae
Source: the annotation of a GenBank genome assembly
GCUCUAAAUUUACAACAGCAUGGAGACAUAAUGGAGCUGGUUGAUCCAAAAUUAGGGUCUGAGUUCAACAAGAAAGAAGUAGUUAGAAUGAUUAAAGUAGCACUGCUAUGCACAAACCAAUCUCCAGCACUUAGGCCUAAAAUGUCUGCAGUAGUAAAAAUGCUCGAAGGAAAAGGUGAGGUUCAAGAAUUAGUCAUGGAUCCAAGUACAUUCGGUGAUCCGUCGAGGUUCAAGGCUUUCAAACACAAGUCUGAUAAAUCUUCAGUCAUGAGUAUCAGUGAAACUCAGUCCCUCAUCCAAUCAUCAGGUGGACCAUGGAUUGAUUCUUCAUCUACAUCAGCCCAGGAUCUGUAUCAAGAGUAA